ACCUGUAAUGGGGACACACUGACCCCAGACCCGUUUUAUGGAAAAUUAUCGCUCAUGUGUGAGUUUUUAAAAUGUCUCUUUUAUGCGGUGUUGGGGUUCUGGCUGUACUGGUGUCGGUCCAGUGCCUGACCCGAGAUCAGCUGUUUGAUUAUGGGGUCCAGUUUGGCGAUGAGAUUCUGGAGUCUGGAACUGAUUCCGUGCAAGAACUCGUCCUGGACCAGACUCUGUUCUUCUUCAAAGGAAAGUUCAACAAAGUUUAUGUCAGCACCAAUGGCUUUAUAUCAUUGGCCGAACCCACAGAAGAAACAGAGUAUCUGGGGAAAACGCCAGCCAGUUUUGGUAUGAUGUCGGCGUUCCUGGGAGAUCUGGACACUAGCGAUGGGAUUGGGAAAGUCUAUUUCCGGCAGGACAGAAGCCUAGAAGUGCUCCAGAGAACGACUGAUCACAUUAGCCAGGCGUUUCCUUCUGACGAUGAGAUCGAACCCACACACGCCCUCAUCGUCACCUGGGAGAAUGUUGCGGCUCAAGGGGAACCAGGAAGAGGAGAUGAAAUGUAUGAUAUGAGAAACACCUUUCAACUUGUUGUGGCAAACAUGGAGUCAGCGACUUAUGCCAUCCUGCUGUACCCUGAGGAGAGCAUGCAGUUUGUUUCCACACUCAUUGACGGUGAAAAUCAGCCGGUUCAUGUUGGGUUCAAUGAGGGUUUAGUCUCUGGCUGGUUCAGUUGGUCAAACCAAGGAUCUUAUUAUCGUGUCACUGAUGGCACUGAGGAGUCGGUUAGUGCUCUGAGAAAAAGAACUAACUCUGGCAGACAUGGCAUUUGGGUGUAUGAGAUCGGUACAUCACCGUUAUUCAUCUCUGUCACGCCCGGAUUUGUCACAGAGGCGGCAGAGGUCCCCUCAGAGGAGACCGUGACAGAGCUGCCGGUUUUUGAAACAUCGGCCACAUGGGGCAUGUCCCCGAGAUACUAUGAAGAAGAUCUUGAGACCUCGGAGUGGUCUACAUACGAUAUUACCACAACAGAAAUGCCAGAUUUGAGCACCCCCGAUCAGUCUCCGCUUCGCCGACCACAAACGCCUCAACUGCCUCAGAACCCUCAGGUGCUGAUCAUCGAUGAGGACAACCUGGACGUCAAUGUUUUUGCAUAUAAUUAUGAGGCGUGUUCCAGCAACAAGCACAAGUGUUCCGCUUUCGCCGACUGCAGAGACUACAACAACGGCUACUGCUGUCAUUGCAAGCCAGGUUACUAUGGCAACGGCAAGAAUUGUGUCGCCGAAGGUAAACCUCAGAGAAUGAACGGUAAAGUCAACGGCAGAGUCUAUGUUGGUAUCUCUCCCUCUCCGGUUGAGUUCUCCAAUAAUGAUCUUCACUCGUAUGUUGUGACCAACGACGGGCGAGCGUACAUCGCUGUCAGCAGUAUUCCGGCCAGUAUUGGACCAUCUCUGCAGCCGCUGAUGUCUCUCGGAGGAGCCAUUGGAUGGGCGUUCGCUCUGGAACAGCCCAACUAUCAGAACGGCUUUAGCAUCAUCGGUGGAGUGUUCACCCGCCAGGCCGAGGUCACUUUUCAGCCUGGCAGUGAGAAGCUGACCAUCAGGCAGGAGUUCAAAGGUAUUGAUGAACACGAUCACCUGGUGAUCAGCACAGAGCUGGAUGGAAGGAUUCCUGAAAUACCUCAUGGAGCCACGGUCCAAAUUGACCCGUACAACGAGAUCUAUCAGUAUUCCAGCAACUUGAUAACGUCGUCUUCAUGGCGGGACUACACCGUUAUCAUGCCUGACGGUAGCACACAAACACGAAGCUACAUGUGGACACAGAACAUCAAAUUCCAGAGCUGCCCACACGAGGAGGUCAUGCCCUCUGUACAGCCCAGACAACAGCUCAGCGUUGACCAAAUCUUUGUCAUGUACGACUCCAGCAACCAGCUGAUCCGCUAUGCCAUGAGCAACAAAAUCGGAUCCAUUCACAGUGGAACUCCAGAACAAAAUCCAUGUUUUACUGGCAGACACGGAUGCGACAGCAACGCCGUUUGCCGUCCAGGUCAAGGCAAAGAUUUCACUUGCGAAUGCACCGCUGGUUUCACUGGUGAUGGACGCGUCUGUUACGAUGUGGAUGAGUGCUCGGAAAUGCCUCAGAUCUGCGGCCCGUAUGCCAUGUGUAAAAACCAACCUGGAACAUUCCGAUGUGAAUGUUUGGACGGUUUUCAGUUCACCAGUGAUGGACGGACAUGUGUUGAAACGGAUCGUCCCAUAGAUCACUGCCAGAGGAGAACGCAUGACUGCGACAUUUCGGAACGUGCCAGAUGCAGCUACACGGGAGGUUCCUCGUAUGUCUGCUCAUGUCUGCCGGGGUUUGCUGGAGAUGGCCGUGCCUGUCAGGAUAUUGAUGAAUGCCAACCUGGCCGUUGCCACAGUGAUGCCAUCUGCUACAACACCCAGGGUUCUUUCACCUGUCAGUGCCGGCCAGGUUUCCAUGGCGAUGGCUUUAGCUGCUCACCUGGGUCUGAUCACGAGAAGACUGCAUGCGAGCACCACAGAGAAUCGUCACUGGCUGCCUCCUCUGGUGGAUACUACUUCUUCCGACCGCGUCCGGCCGUUGGGCAGUAUGUGCCCACCUGUGACAGCUAUGGCGCUUACGAACCCACGCAGUGUCACUCCAGCAUCAGCCAGUGUUGGUGUGUGGACGGCUCUGGACAGGAAAUUCCCGGUUCUAGAACGGGACCAGGCAACAGACCCAUGUGUAUUGACCACAAUGUGGCUCCGCCCAUCAUUGGCCCCACCCCGAAGCCUGACAUCAACCCAUUGGCUCCAGGAGCUAACAUCUUAUUCGCUCAGAGCGGUAAGAUCGACUACAUCCCAUUGGAUGGAUCCCGAAUGAAUAAAGACGAGGCAAAGACCAUGGUGCACAUACCAGGUAAAGUGGUGAUCGCUGUGGCGUACGACUGCGUAGAGAAGAUGGUUUACUGGUCUGACAUCACACAACCGGCCAUCAUCAGAGCAAACAUGCAGGGCGGCCAAACUACUGAUGUCAUCAAAACAGAUCUGGGCAGUCCUGAAGGAAUCGCGAUUGAUCACAUGUCCCGGAACAUGUACUGGACUGAUUCCAUACUGGACCGAAUCGAAGUUUCAAGAUUAGAUGGAAGUCAUCGACGCAUCCUCUUCGACAAUGACCUCAUCAACCCACGACCUAUCGUUGCUGACCCCAGCUACGGACACCUGUACUGGGCCGACUGGAACCGAGACGGACCCAAGAUUGAGCGCUCCAGCAUGGACGGUACUGACAGAACAGUGCUGGUGAAAGAUGACCUGGCGCUGCCCAAUGGAUUGACCUAUGACCCCCACACCAGACAGCUCUGCUGGGCGGAUGCAGGCACUCAUAAGUUGGAGUGUAUCGAUCCGUUCUCACGUCUCCGGAGGAAAGUGACGGAAGGGAUUCAGUAUCCAUUUGCCAUCGUGUCUCAUGGCAGAAACCUUUACUACACCGACUGGACAAGGGAAGCAGUGGUUGCCGUGGAUCAUCAUGAUGGGAUGGAGGUGGAGGAGUUUCUUCCUCAGAGACGGUCACGUACAUAUGGCGUCACGAUCACAUACCCACAAUGCCCUCAAGGUGUGAACUAUUGUUCUCGUGAUAACGCAGGAUGUUCACACUUAUGUCUGCCGCGGCCGGGCGGCUUCACCUGCAGGUGUCCCGAUGCCAGAGACGGGUCAUGUGUGGAAGAGGGCGAGAAUUUCUGAGCCAACCAGUUUCUGAAAGAC
Messenger RNA from Xyrauchen texanus (razorback sucker), 3752 nucleotides. RefSeq names its product nidogen-1-like. Lineage: Eukaryota; Metazoa; Chordata; Actinopteri; Cypriniformes; Catostomidae. The transcript has 20 exons. The record is from RefSeq and is a predicted model, not a curated record. The coding region runs from base 72 to 3731 and encodes 1219 amino acids. Gene Ontology annotation, molecular function: calcium ion binding. Gene Ontology annotation, biological process: cell-matrix adhesion.